GCACGGGAACCGUCGUGCCCAAGCUGGAAGCAUGAUGGACGGUCUCUGGAAGCUUGCUGGUCUCGCCACGUCAACGCCAAAGCAAUCGCAUGCGCCAUCCAUGAACGUUGACGGUCUGUGGGCGACGAUCGACGGCGACAGCGCGGCUCCAUCGCCUCGAAGUGGCCACGCGUCAGUAGUCGCCAAUAGCAUCAUGUACGUUCUUGGUGGCUACGAUCAGGGCCAGUGCUUUGGCGACAUUUACGCCUACGACCUCAUGCGGCGCGAAUGGAGCAAGGUCGACUGGGGCGGCGCCGCCAACUUCGCGGUUGGCUGCGCAUCUCAUGCGACGUGUGUCUCCGCCGACGAGACAUCCAUCUACGUCUACGGCGGGUCGGGCCCGCGCUGGGGCGCCGCCAACCGAGACAAGCUCCUCCAGUUUACGCUCGCAACGCAGCAGUGGAGCGUCGUCUCGACGGCCGGGACACCUCCGCCGCCGGGCUAUGGCCAGAGCAUGGUGGCGAUUGGCUCCAAGCUUUACCUCUUUGGUGGCACGUCCGGACACGACUACUAUAACGACCUCUAUGUCUUUGACGCGACCACGUUCAUGUGGAGCCGUGCCGCAGUGACAGGACCCAAGCCAUCAGCCCGCUACAAGCACGAGGCCGUCGUCGUCGGACAUGAUAUGUACGUCGUUGGCGGCGGGCUCUAUGGACCACCAAAAGGACCCAUCGACGUCUUCAAGUUUGACACGCUCACGGCGCAGUGGGCCAAGAUCGCGUGCGUCGGCGACGUGCCACCCGCGCGUUUAGCCCACAGCGUCGUCCUCCACAUCGACUCGCUGGGGCAGCCCGCGCUGCUCCUGUUUGGUGGCCGUGAUUUCACCGAGAAGCGAACAAGCGGUCUCUGGUCGCUCCAUUUGCCCACGUCGACGUGGACAAAGAUGUCGGAGGCCCCCGACGCGCUUGUCUUCCACACUGCCGUCAUGUGGCAGCAACGCAUGAUCGUCUUUGGGGGCUCGAGAGACGCGCCAGGUCAGAGCCCCGACGAGACCGAGCGCAGCAACGCGCUGGUCGAGUACGGCGUAGUGGACGACAACCACUGGGUCUUGGUGGCCUCGGAAGGAGACGACGCGUAGCCCUUUAGCUGUGGAAGCAACAGAUCCAACCGAAUCGAUAUCUUUGCAUUUCGAUUGUAUCAACAAGACCACGAAUUAUCAAGUUGCACA
This is a messenger RNA of Saprolegnia diclina VS20, 1207 nucleotides long. RefSeq lists its product as hypothetical. The transcript has 5 exons. The record is from RefSeq and is a predicted model, not a curated record. Lineage: Eukaryota; Oomycota; Saprolegniomycetes; Saprolegniales; Saprolegniaceae. The coding region runs from base 32 to 1117 and encodes 361 amino acids. Gene Ontology annotation, molecular function: protein binding.